AUGUGUCAUACUUUUAUAUCAUUGGAUGAAUUAGAACGAUGUCUAGCUUAUAUUCCAACAUACGGGCUACCAGGUAUGACAGAUUGUUUGAAAGGCGAAGAACUUGUAUUUGCUGCAACCUAUACAUUUCAACCUAUUCGGGUGAUUCGAAUUUCAAGUGAAGAACUGCACACACUAACCAAUGAGGAGGUUGAACCUGCAGUUGGGUCUUACGACUUUCGUGAUGUACCGGAUAUGAUCGAUCGUUUCAUCAUUUGGCGAUCGAGUCGAUCAUCGUUGUUGUUGGAAGAACGAAGCGUUGAACGGCCUUUCGACUUUGCUUCGUUAUGCUUCAACUUUAACCCUGCUAAUGUUAUACCUGGAACACAGUUCUCUUUCGCACACAAUAAACUGAUAUUAAUAGUACCGACUCAGAAUGCUCUUUAUCGAUUUACUUUCGAAAUUGCAAUUCAAAAAAAGAACAAGGUUCAGUCCGUCCUGAAGCUAUCUGAAGAUCAGGCCUUUCUAUACAGUUAUGAUAGCUACGAACUAGCAUCAUCAAAAAGUGCCUGUCGUGCAAGUAUCGUGCAUACUACGAGUACUGGUACAUCUGCCGUAUAUUCGCUAGGUGAUGGACAAAUUGUUCUUGUGCAAAUGCGCCAUGAACCGGGAAGUAGAGGCCAAGGUUAUGAAAAAGUAAUAAGAGGCGAAGGAUUACUACAACGGGUUAUGAAGGCAGCCCAUCAGCUAAGCUUGGUUGUUAGCUUGGCAUCAUGUGUUGUUUAUCAUGACAUUCUCUUUUAUGUACUUUUCGACGACAGAAGGCUGCAUGUUUAUAUGAAUGGCAAAAAAGAAUACGAUGGGAAUUUAUAUGAUAUAAUGGUACGUAAUAGCCACGGAGGUGAUGGCGAGCAAGUAACUGUGGAAAUGGUAAAGACUUGCUCCAACGAGAACUGUUUUUAUGUCGUCGUGCUUUUUCAAAUUGAUGACCAUUGUGUGGCUAGAUUGAUGCUCUUUAAUCAUACUUUAACAGAUCUUAAGCAUUCGAUUUUUGUUUCCGAAGGAAAAGUUUGUUGUGAUAGGUUUAUGUUGGGGAAAAUUGAUCCAUAUCUGUUGCCAGAACGUAGUGGAUAUUUCUCGUUUAUCAAUAUUUUCCAAACAGAAAGCGGAGUAGUGGAUUUCACUUGUGCAGUGCAGGAGGAUAUUCUGGAUAUUAUUUGUUUAUGUAAAGUUUCGGAUGGAAUUCGCUAUUGUUUGCGCACUGCCUCAAUUGAUUGUUUAAAUGGCGUAUUAACAAUUCCUUGGAAAGGAGUAAAUGAAAUCCAUGGUGGCGAACCGGAGGUGAGUGUACUACAAGCCAAACCAAAACAGUCGGUUGCUACACAAAAAUCAUAUAUCUUCGACCCGAACAGAUAUCCUUUUGGCAUUGUGCUACGUUCUCUUCAGUUAGUUUGCAAAAAAGGAACUUUCAACUGGGAACUUUUGGCAAGACGACAUGAUUGGCGGAUGUUAAGAGAAGCAGCAGAAAAGUACUGCGAAUCAUUAGAGUUUGAUCAGCAUUAUGUUACUCGAGAGGACCGUUCACUCUUGGCUACAAAACCGCCUAAUCAAGCUGCAGAAGAGCGAUUCUGGACAACGCUUACGAAGAUGUGCAAUGAAUUAAUACAAAAUGAAUGUCUUUCUUUAGGUCUGUGGCACUCUGUUCCUCUUGGCUUAUACGGUACAGUACAGCAGGGUCGUUUUACCGUAUGUCGUCCGGGUGAUGAGCAACUGCGCUGGUUCGAACGUUUGAUUGGGAAUGAUGAAAAGAAUGUGCAAAUAUGUUGGGAAAUAGUUACAAAAUUUGCUAUAGGAGGGCUGGUUGCCAGUGCAGUAAGUGUAGAAGAAAGUGAACAGUUCGUGAAUGCAUUUCCAACCGUUUCACAUAUUUUUGAGGAUGCAAUCCGGAAAUUUACCGAAUUAAGACCUGUCGAUGAUUUUGAGUUAGACACAGCAGCCGAAACGCCAUUUCAUGGAUCGUUUACAGUUGGCUUGUUAGCCACCCACUUCGAGCGUUUAAUUGAUGACAGAUUAGCCCUUAGCCAAUGUUUUAUUGCUCUAAUGGAAUUGGUGAAAACUAUCUAUUCUUCUCAGGAUGAGACAAUACCAUUAGAUGCCAGAUGGGGGCUUACAGUUACUACUCAUGAGAAGUCACUUCAUGAUAUGAAUCGACAAUUUAGCAUCUUAUCGCAAACAAUGAAACUGCGAAUUUCUAUUGAUAAUUAUAAUGAAAUAAGUCUAGCAGAUGGUUUUUUCGCAAGUGCUGGUAUUCCAACCAUACUCAGUUAUGCACAGGAUAAGGAAUUAGUAGAUGAAGAAGACGAUACGGAGGAGGAUGAAGAAGAAAGUCUGGAAGACAAAGCUGGUAUUGGUGUUGAAAAGUUACCUUAUGUGUCGCCUCUGAAACAAUCAACAUCAGCGUACUCGCAGUUUAUUAAUAGAAUUGUUAAUGACGCUGUGGUUGUUCUUUGGCCAGAAAAUACAGCUAUGGUAUUGGCCAGGUUUUUGGCCAAUUAUCAUCAGUAUUCUGCACUACAAGCUUAUUGUCAGUUGAAUGAGCCUUAUAUAACAGAACUGUAUGCUGCUUUUCGGUUUUUCGAAGGCUAUGCACUUGCUGGUUUGGGAGAUCCAGAAAAGGCUUUGCAAUCAUUCUUGGAUGCAGUGGAAGGUAUUAAUCGGGAAGAUGAAGCGCUUAAUAGGGUACUUUCUCCUGAUGGUAACUUUUCAGAAGAACCAUAUAAUGAAUUGCAAUAUCUAUUGAAGGUUAUGUCUGUCAUGGAGACACAUGGUUUUCACGAACAGCUAGUUUAUUUAUCAAAACGUGCCUUGAAAGAAGCACUGCAAUCGAAGCGCACUAAAGUUUUGCCCGGAUUAUAUACGUCUGUUUUUAAAUUUGAACUUAUUACGGGACGAUAUGAAGAAUCCUUAAAUACCCUUCUCUCCAAUCCAGUUCCGGAAAACCGUCGGAUAUGUCUGAGAGAACUUUUAGCGAAAUUAAUAGAGCAGAGGAAAAAUGCGGUGAUUGUCGAUUUAAAUUACGGGAAUAUGGAACAGCAGGUGGUCAGUAUAUUGAAAGCGAACGCUCGCACUUCAGAUAUCAGUAAAGAUGGCUAUUUCUACGAACUAAUCUAUGCAUUUCAUGUCAAACGUGAUCUCUUUCAGCGAGCAGCACUAACAAUGCUCGAAUAUUCGUGUCGUUUACAGUCAGAACUACAGAAUCGAAAUGUAUUAUCUCGUCGUAGUCGUGCUCUUAGUAUUGUUGUCAGUUUACUUUCGUUAUUGCCAGAAGCUGAUCAGUUCCUUACGCUUCCAGCAUCACUGGAAAAGAGUAAGAAUCCAACGGAACAAAUUGAAACAGCAGAUGAGCAGAAGAAGAUUGAGCCGAAAAUGGGCAAAAAUGCUCUUGUUAUCUGGAUGCUAAAUGAUAUUUCAAAAAGGGCGCUGUUAUCAUCAGCUCGGUUGGCAUUAUUCGAUGCAAAUUACAAUCCAAAAGAGAAGAAAUCAAUCCCACCGCCUAUCAAACUUGAAGAAAUUUUCGAGCAACUCAUUCAGAAGAAACUCUUUGAUUAUGCUUGGGAAGUGAGCAAGGUUUUUGAUUUAAAACCAUAUCCAUUGUUAAAAGCGGUUACUGUGGAAUGUAUUCAUUUGGAUGCAAAACCACCGAAAGGUGAACCGUGGUGGGUAGCUAAAAAUCGAAAAUUCGUGAGGAAAAUACCCAGUUUACGUGAACGACAUUGGGCUAUUUUACGAGGAUAUGUGGAAGUAGCCAUGAGAAGAUGUCCGGAAGAUUUCACGAUAUUGUGGACAGUAACCUAUGUAUUUCUUCAGCAUCAGUGGCAUAUACCUCCAUGGCUAUCAAAUUGUUAUGAAGAUCGAUGCGCAGCGCAGUAUGCUUAUUUGCUAAUAAUGUUCGAUCAUCUUCAUCUAGCCUGUGAAACACUCAAAAAGAAGAUAACUUUAGAAUCAAAAAAAAUAACAUCUCGAAACUCACAUUGCUUAAUACCUGCUACAGAAAUUGAUUGGGUAUUAUGGUUAAUUAGUAAAAGAGAUGAUGUGACUUUAAAAGAAGAUGCAAAACAACUAGAAGAGUGCGUAGAGCGGUAUUUCGAACGUAUUGCAUCUUUUUCGAGGCAAUAA
Molecule: messenger RNA, 4155 nt
Organism: Brugia pahangi
Lineage: Eukaryota; Metazoa; Nematoda; Chromadorea; Rhabditida; Onchocercidae
Source: the annotation of a GenBank genome assembly